This is a messenger RNA of Xyrichtys novacula (pearly razorfish), 5138 nucleotides long. Lineage: Eukaryota; Metazoa; Chordata; Actinopteri; Labriformes; Labridae. The record is from the annotation of a GenBank genome assembly.
CUCUCUCUCGCUUCCAUCUUGCUCCCCGCAUGUGUCUGCUGUUAGUUUACAGGUCAGUGAGGAGCUUUAAAUACCUUCUUCCCUGCACUGUUUCCCCUCGAUCCGACAAGCAGAGGUAAACGAAACCCUUUUCUGUCUGGGUGGCUGAAAUCUGCGGUGGUUUGAAGCUACUAACGGUGGUAUUUUGGCUGUGAGUGACUCCGCUGGGUCCCCGGUUAGCCUUGAAGCUAGCCUCGGUUAGUUAUUUGCUGUAAAGCUGAACCACACCUUGGUUUGGUGAUGAUGACAGGGGUUUGAUUAAUUCACCAGGAAAUGCUACCUGACGUUACCUGACGUGCGCUGUCUUACGUUUGAGCCUGUCACAGCCUUAUCUUAUGUGUCCGCCUCGCCUUGUCAUCCACACUAAAAACCCCGAACUAUUAACUCUCUGCAGCUUACUAACUCACAGUUACUUAUCUGUUGGUGGAUAUAACAACUAACUAUUAAUCUAGUUUACUUAAUACGGUUAACCACAUCAACCACACCCUCAUUUAAUCCUCCAACUCGUUUUUUCUCGUUAUUUCCCUAUAAACUUCAUAAAUUCGGUGUAUUUGCACCAUGUUUACAGUAUUUACACGCUAAUACAAUAACAACAACAUGGUAAACAUAAUAAAGUGCAUUUAAGUCGAGUAUUAGUUGAGUUACUCGCGUCCAAACAGUGUGUAUACAUCUUUAAAACGGUCCUGUGUAAAAGUUCGAGGCUUAUUAUUGAAGUAGUUUGUCAACAAGGGGUAAAAGUAUGCAUAAACCUGAAAAAAAGAGAUAUUUUUUCGGUUUCUUUACCUUUAAAUGAUCUCCACAUUGACAGGGGUUGUUGCUUUCAUCCAUUGAGUCCACCAUAUCUCACCGCCAUUUUUGUACAGGAGCCCAGAAUGGACAAACAAAACGCGCGGGGGCGAAUGAGGGGCUUAUAAGUUUCCGCGAAUGCCGCGGUUUAUUUUGAGUCAAUAAGAGACCCGGAUGUAUCGAAAAGUGUUGCUUGUGUUGACUAGUUUGGUUUGUCAUUUUGACUUGUUAAGUUUGAGCUCAGUUGGUAAAAUACUUUAAAAAUACGUUUUGUACACUCACUUAAGUUAUCCUAAAGGUUUCUUUAAAUUUAUGGACAUACAAAAGGAAGAGCUUGUUUGAUUGUAGAGAUGCACCGAUCCAUUUUUUCUGAUGCAAUCCAAUACCAAUACCUAGGCCAAGCGUAUCAGCUGAUGUCCAAAACCGAUCCAAUACUUCUGUUGAAUGAAUGAACUGUAUACUUUGCCCUGUGAGUGAAGGCAUCAGGCUUGACAUUAGCCUUGUUAAAAAAGGUAACAAGUUAACACAGAUAUAAAUUUACUUAAUAUUAUUUAUUAACAAAUAACAAACUGCACAUUAGCACACAGCAAAAAGAAUUGAGACUUCCAUGUAUUAAAAGAAAAAAAAGGACUGGAUCGGAACGCUUGAUCGGCAUCAUUCAUCAGAUAUUCAAUCCAGUUAAUCUGUCAAUAUUGGAGCCGAUAUCCAAUCCGAAUAUCAGAUCAGUGCAUCCCUAUUUGAUUGAGCACUUUUUGAGAUUUCCUAUAUUGACUUUGUUAUCAUAGUGACUCCUGAGGUUUGAUUUACCAGACAGUUAUCAAAGAUAUAACAGUGUCAAGACAAAAUAAUGGAGCUUUAAAAGCUAUCUUUUGUGUUUCUUCAGAGGAACUGAAGUUGCAGUGUAAGAUGUUAAAUUUAGUACGCACAGCCAGAUGAAUCCUGCUUUUUUGUCCUCUGGAUAAAAUUUUCCAACAGUAUAGAGUGUUUUGGAGCUUCUCAAUAAGCUCAGAGCCUUAAAUCAGCACUUACAUGAACAGGACAGAGCGGCUGGCCUCAGUUUACUUCAGACUUAAUGAGUGAAAAAUCAAGCCAGACAAGGACCUGAAAAAAUCAUUCCCAUGUCAGCUGAACUUAAAUUUAAGUCACUCCUGAGACGUUUCACUGCAGCUCUACACGAUCAUAAUCACACUGACUUAAAUGCUCACUGUGAAGCACUUUGUUACCUGUAUUGAAAAGUGCUAUUACUGUAAAGGGUGUGUUUUGUUUUCCAUGUGUUAUGGUCAGAUCUCCUCUCUCUCUGUGUUUGUAUGGUUUGCUUUUUUCUGUAUUGAUGUAACAACAUAAAAAAAUUUGUUUAUUCAUUCUUUUAUUAUUAUUGCUGUGUUUUUAUUGUGUUUGUCAGAUAUCUGGUGUGUCUUUGCUAUAUUACCCAAUAAUUAAUCAUCCAGAAAAGUUUGGAGGCUGUCAGUAUGACCAUCAGCUGUGCUGUUAACUCUGUAAAAUGACUGUGAUCUACUUCUCUUUUUUCCAGAUGAAAGAAACAAUAAUGAAUCAAGAAAAACUUGCUAAACUGCAGGCACAAGUCCGCAUCGGCGGAAAGGUAAUUGAUGCAGUAAAGGGUUAUUUCAGGCGACCUGAAAAGCUUGAUUUGCAAAUGAACUCAGUGUUCUGUUGUCUUUCAAAUGCCUUAAGAGCCUCUUGUUCUCUAGGGUUUCUGGUUUUCCUAGCUGUCACACAUUUUACAAGUGAUAUAAGUUAUUAGGAAUUGCGGCUUUAAACUGCUUUCCACAAGCAUAGUUGGUGUUAUGAUUUAAGGUCAGGAUGAUGUUGUUUUAAAGAUCAUUAAUAAUAAGAGGUUUUUAUAAAUGUCUCCACAGGGCAGCGCUCGCAGAAAGAAGAAGGUCGUACACAGAACAGCCACCGCAGACGACAAGAAGCUCCAGUUCUCUUUAAAGAAACUUGGUGUCAACAACAUCUCUGGAAUUGAAGAGGUAUGAUGAACACCUCCCCUGACUUGAAGUGAAUCUGUCCCAGCGCCGCGUCUCACCCGAUGGUCGAAAAAACUUUGUUCUGUUGCAGGUCAACAUGUUUACAAAUCAAGGAACAGUCAUCCACUUCAACAACCCCAAAGUGCAGGCCUCCCUCGCCGCCAACACCUUCACCAUCACCGGCCACGCUGAGACCAAACAGCUGACCGAGAUGCUGCCGGGCAUCCUGAACCAGCUGGGAGCCGACAGCCUGACGAGCCUCCGGAGACUGGCUGAGGCUCUGCCCAAACAGGGUCAGUCACACAUGAUACUAAAACAGAGGAGUUUGUCUCUGUUCUCUUGAUCAGAACACUACAAAACAACACCAUACCAUCCGUAAUCUGUGUGUGUUUACAUCAGGAUAGUAGAGCUUUAUGGUUUGUGAUGCUGAAGUUUCUGGUGAAGUUUGCAAAAGCAGCAGGAACAGGCUCCUCAAUUUGAUUUUUAAGAUGUAACAUUGGAAAAAUUGAGGUUUUGCAGCAAUACCUCAGGUAAUUCAGGUGUUGACCACCCAGGGGGACUACACUACUUGCUCACAGUGUCCUGAAGCCUUUCUCAAGAUUCAUAGCUGUAAUUCUCCUGAGCAGACUCUGUCCUAGGACAUGAUUUCUGCUCUUCCAGGUUUCUAACUUCUCAUGGAUCUCUUUGUUCUUGCAGCUGCAGAUGGAAAAGCGCCAAUCGCAACAGUAGAAGAAGAGGAUGAUGACGUUCCAGGUGAGAGCUUAAACACGCGCUCGACAGCCCAUUCAGGAGUCUGCUCUUCUUUUCAUUUACGAACACACAAGCAGAGAUUUAGCUCACUCUGUUUCUUUUAAAGCCCGUCCACUAUCAGACAGGUUUUUUCCCCUCUUUGUCAGCUAAGUAAGCACAGCAGGUUUGUUUUCUUUCAGCCCGUGUAAGAGGUCAUAAGAAUGAGAUUCAUCACCGAGUUCAGCCGAUGGUGCAAUGCAGCUUUUUUUGUGUGUUUGAAUCACGUCCACUGUUUAUAAGAUCUUCAGAUCCAGUUUGCUUUUCUUUGUGAGCACAAUGUGCCGAACACAUGAGGUUACCAUUACAGCCGUCUCAGCCUUUCCCAGGACUUCGCUCUAAUGUAACAAACGAUCACACAUGCAGUCAGCCAUGGGAGCAGUUGAAGGCCGAUGGCGCGGGGGUUAACAGCCUCUUGCCGUCGUGUUGUUUUUGGAGUUAAGUUUCCUUUUUGUUCUGGAGCGGGAGGAACAUGUUUACUCAGACCUCUCCGAUUGUUUCCAUUUUAACCCCCCGACCCCCUCUCCAGCCAAAACUCGGCGGAGCAUAUUUCUCACGUUUCACGGAGUAAUAGAGGCAAUCUUUUUUGAUGCUCGGCGCUAUCAUUUUAACAGCUGCGGUCAGGCGUUGUGAUGGGCUCGUAUGAGGAGCAGAUAACAGGGAGGAAAGAUGAGAAAAGAAUUGGGAAUGUUUCACAGAAUCGUUCUUUGAAACUUCUCAAGACAGAUUGUCCUUUCGCUCCCUCUGACACCGGCUAUAACUAUCAUUUUUAGUAUAAUUCAAAACUCCUAUCAUAUCUUAAAAACAGAUGUCUUUUUGAGAAGUGGUUCCAAGAAAUCCUUUCACUUUUUGACUGAUUCGGUCAAUUUAAAGCAGAAAAUUUAUGUAUUUCAGAAGCAAGAAUCAGGAAACAUCAGACUCUUCUGCCUUAAUAAAAUCAUUAAUAUAGUUGGAAAUUAACUAUGAAAUCUGGUUCUAUCUUCUGCACUUUUUCCCUGACUAUCAAUCUCCUGUUUUGUCGAUUCAGAUCUGGUGGAGAACUUCGACGAAGCAUCCAAGGACGAGGCAAACUAGAGGAAACGAGGGACUUCCUGGAGUGUCAGAACUAGACAGGACCAUGAGAGGGAACAAGAUGUUUUUUUCUGUCUAAUUCAAGAGGUGGAAAAUGAAAAUACCUGAGAGGAGUCUGUCAACAUGUGGUGGUGAGCGUUCUUUAACAUGUGCAACACCUGAACAAAGUGCGUUUUUACUCUUAAAUGAAUUAUUCCCUAGAAGGAGUACUUUGAAGUGUUAAAAAGCUGUAGUCGAAGUGUCGGUAUUUGACUGUGGAUUCCACCUCUUUGUUUCCAUCAGACCGUGUAAAUGCUUGUUGUGCUCUGUGGUCUCUGUGUGUGUCCAGUUAAAGAGAGAGGUUGUGUUUAAACCGUGCUCCUGUUGUACAUCCGUUUCCUCCUUGUUACUGAAGCGUAAUUCUCUGUGGCCUCGAUCGAACCACCAUAUCUGGAAUAAACCUUUGCUACUGUCCAAGACACAGCUUCA